Messenger RNA from Trichoderma aggressivum f. europaeum, 2337 nucleotides. RefSeq lists its product as uncharacterized. The record is from RefSeq and is a predicted model, not a curated record. Bases 1 to 2337 code for a protein of 778 amino acids. Lineage: Eukaryota; Fungi; Ascomycota; Sordariomycetes; Hypocreales; Hypocreaceae. Gene Ontology annotation, biological process: L-lysine biosynthetic process. Gene Ontology annotation, molecular function: 4 iron, 4 sulfur cluster binding; homoaconitate hydratase activity. The transcript has 14 exons.
AUGACGGCACUUCGGAGAGCCAUCUCUUUCAAUGCCUCCGCCCUUGCGGCGCGACAGGCUCGAACCUCGAUUACACGCUCACGAUUGCUGUUGGCAUCUAGUACUCAGUUCCGUACCUACACCCUGUCCAGCCCCCGACGGCAACAGGCCUUCCAGUCGCAAAUCGAUGGCACUCCCAGAUCAUCUGUCCUCCAGUCCUCUCUGGGCGCCGCUCCGGCCAACCCGCAGACACUUACCGAGAAGAUUGUACAACUUCACGCAGAUGGCCUUCUCGAAGGGAGAAGAGUCAAGGCUGGAGAUUAUAUUACGUUGCGGCCCCAUAAGAGCAUGACGCACGAUAAUUCAUGGCCGGUCAUUACAAAGUACAUGGAAAUGGGUGCCACCUCGGUCAAGGAUAACCGCCAGGUCGUCAUGACGCUUGAUCAUGACGUUCAGAAUAACUCUGAACAAAAUCUACGCAAAUACCGCUUGAUCGAAGAGUUUGCCAACACGCACGGCAUCGACUUUUACCCCGCUAAACACGGAAUUGGGCACCAAAUUAUGAUUGAAGAAGGCUAUGCCUGGCCAGGAACCGUCAGUGUUGCCAGUGAUAGUCACUCGAACAUGUACGGUGGUAUUGGGUGUCUCGGCACAGCCAUCGUCCGCUCAGACGCUGCAAGUGUCCUGGCAACCUCGACGGUGUUCUGGCAAAUCCCCCCGACCGUGAAAAUCACUUUCACGGGCGUCCUGCCUCCGGGGGUCACAGGCAAAGACACAAUCAUAGCCCUAUGCGCUUUGCUUAAUAAAGAUGACGUGCUCAACAUGUGCGUGGAGUUCACUGGGUCUGAGCAGACUCUGGCAAGCAUUCCAAUUUCCGAACGCUUGACAAUCGCCAACAUGACUACCGAAUGGGGCGCGCUAUCAGGAUUAUUCCCUGUUGAUGACAAGCUCAUCUCAUGGUACCGCGCCAGAGCCACACUCGCAGCCAUGUCUAACAGUCCUACCAAGGAUCGGAUAAAUCACGAGCGGAUUGAUAAGCUUUUGGAGAACCCCAUGGUUGCUGAUCCUGGUGCUAAAUAUGCCAAGGAAUUCUAUUUCAACCUAUCCACCCUCUCACCCUUUGUUGCUGGUCCCAACUCUGUCAAGGUUGCCAACCCUGUUAAGAACCUCGAGGCUCAGGAUAUCGCUGUAGACAAGGCGUAUCUUCUGAGUUGCACCAACGGUAGAAGUGAGGAUUUCGCUGCUGCUGCUCGUGUAUUCCGGGAGGCUGGUAAGGAUGGCAAGCCUGCCAAGGUUCAUCCUCGCGUCAAGUUCUAUCUUGCACCUGCGUCUUUGGCUGAACAGAAGAUGGCGGAAGACGCGGGAGACUGGCAGGUUCUCGAGCAAUCGGGGGCUCAGCUACUCCCAGCUGGCUGUGGUCCUUGCAUUGGUCUAGGUACCGGCUUACUUGAGGAAGGCGAGGUGGGUAUUUCCGCGAGCAACAGAAACUAUAAAGGCCGCAUGGGAAGUCCCAAGGCACUGUGUUAUCUCGCCAGCCCCGAGGUCGUCGCAGCCAGUGCUAUUCAGGGUAAAAUUGCUAGCCCUGGCUGGUACCAAAAGCCCGAGGGCGUCGAGAAAGUAGUCUUUGGUGAGGGGAGCGGUGACUUUGUUGCCGACAAAGCUCGCGCCGUUGGAGAUGCCUUUGACAAAAUCCUUGGUGAGAUGGAGAGCUUGAUUGGCGCUGCUGAAGGCGCUGCUGAGGAAUCGGCAAGCCCAGCGGCCACUGAAGAAGAGACAUUGACCACCGUCGUCCCGGGCUUCCCCGAGAGGAUUGAAGGCGAAAUCGUUUUCUGCGAUAAUGACAACAUCAACACUGAUGGCAUCUACCCAGGGAAAUACACUUACCAGGAUGGCAUGACCACAGAGCAAAUGGCCAAGGUGUGCAUGGAGAACUACGAUACCGAGUUUGGCAACAUUAUCAAGCCGAAUGAUGUUCUGGUAACCGGAUUUAACUUUGGGUGUGGAAGCUCCCGAGAGCAGGCAGCCACAUCUAUCCUAGCCAAGCAGAUUCCUCUCGUGGUUGCAGGUAGCUUCGGCAACAUCUUCGGUCGCAACAGUAUCAACAACGCUCUUCUUGGAAUUGAAAUCCCGAAGCUGAUUGAGCGGCUUCGUGAAGCGUACAAGGAUGACGCGGAGAAGCCUCUAACUCGUCGCACGGGCUGGAAGCUGCUGUGGGACGUCCGCCGAUCUAAAGUCACCAUUACGGAGCAAGAUGGCUCUUCCUGGGAGCAAAAAGUUGGAGAGAUGCCUCCCAGUGUUCAAGAGAUUGUCGCCAAGGGAGGUGUGGUGAAGUGGGUGCAGUCGAAAAUGCAGGCUUAA